AUGACGUCCCCUACCAAUGGCGUUCCGCCAGGUAUGGUCGUUGACGACGAGAUACAGAUCGAGAAGAACGCCGGUCUUGUCAUGGCUACUAACAACAGCAGUAUAGUCUCGAAAAGGAGCGUGGAAAAGCUAUACCUCCCAGAACCCCACUUUUUCCGAUAUUUCGUGAAGAAGCCCAUCAGAAGGGCACCAACCAUAAACCGUGGAUACUGGCUACGAAUGCGUGCUAUCGACUGGGUCGUCAAACAAUUUCUCGAGAAGCCCUCGCAACAAGGCAAGGUGGUGAUUAAUCUUGGGUGUGGCUACGACCCACUACCAUUUCAAUGGCUCGCGAGAGAUCCAACGCUAUGCGCAAAUACAAAAUUCAUCGACGUGGAUUACGAACUUCUCAUGGAGACUAAAAGGAAUAUUAUUCGGGAUACAGCCAAGAUAAAAGACCUUCUUCAUCCUCUUAAUGCCGAUGCAAGUGGGAAGGAUCGCUCGAUCUUGUUUGACAGCGAGGAGUACGCAGCUGUUGGUUGCGAUCUGAGGAAUCUGCCUCGACUCGGAAGAUUGCUGCGCAACGUAGUCGAUAUCGAGAACUGCCUUGUGCUGUGCGUUGCAGAGGUAUCAAUUACCUACAUGCAGACCGAAGCAGCUGAUGCUUUGAUAGCUUGGAGCUCGGGCUUGUCCUCAGAUGUCACCUUCUGCUUACUUGAACAGUGUAGCCCUGAUCAGAUGGACAAUCCCUUUACGAUGACGAUGCUUAAGCAUUUCGCUAAGCUAGGAACCCCUCUACGUUCAGUGCUCGAAUACCCAGGUCAACAUACACAGACACAACGAUUCAAGGCAGCAGGCUUUACUCAAAUCGACUACAACAACCUAUGGGAACUCUGGUCAGAUCCUCGAUUCCUUUCUCCUUCUCAGCGUGUUGCGCUUGACCAAGUCGAACCUUUCGAUGAAUGGGAAGAAUUCGCUCUCUUUGCUUCCCAUUACUGUCUGGUUGUAGCACACAACCAGGAAGACCCGUUUCUUGUCGAACGACCACGCUCGAGACGGGAUUCGACCAUUAGUCUUUCGUCUGAUAUUUCGGCCCGAACCUCUUCGCCUCCCAGGCUAGAUAAAGAAUGGUUCGGACUUCACUACAACAAAGAGCCUGGCGACAUGUGCCAGCGACAUCAUGGUUCGGCAUACAUGAUCCCUGAUCAGGACGCUAUUGGAGUACAUGGUGGGGUGGGAACUCGUUCACGACUGGCAACCACGGCUGUUGUAAGACCUAUCACUAACAAGGACGGACCACCUGUUGUACUACCACUAGAAAUUGGAGCUCGUUGUUGUCAUACCAUCACCCCUCUCGAUAGCGGCCAGAAUCUACUAGUGGGCGGACGUGGCUCUCCAACAUCAGUUUACAAAGAUUGUUGGCUUCAGACCGGACAGGUCUGGGAGCGAGUACACGAUCUGCCAGAGCCUCGCUAUCGUCACAGAGUUGUACCAGUUGUCUUGCCUGACAAUAGUAGCGGAGCUAUCUGCUUAGGUGGUAAGAUGGACCCUUGCAUCGUGGCGUCUGAUAUCCUGUUGUGGGAACCUACCAAAGGUUGGCGAGUGUUGCGCGUGAAAGGUCCAGAUCCCGUGCCUCGCUUCGGAGCCCUAUUCUUACGCCUUGGCUAUAAUCAUGGUCUGCUCUCUGGAGGCAUGAGACAAGACGGUGUAAUUUGUCAGGGUCUGUUCCGUUGGAGACUGCGCAUCAGGAACAACGAAAUCGUAUACAUUGACUUUCGCACAUCCAAAGCGCUUGACGCAAGUGCCGGAACAUGGCCAUACUUUGCAAGAUUUGGCCCUUCUUACAGCAUUCAACGGGAUGAGGUGCUGAUGAUUGGUGGCAUUGCAAAGUCUGGUUGCAUACCUAAACCCUACGAGAUCAUGUCGAUGAUCGGCUGCUUUUCCAAUUACAAAGACGCCGAGUCAGAACUACCUCUUAGAGUUGUCUGUGUCAACCCACCCAGAGACCCCAAUUGUCCACGACCCUUUCUUGUGGGACACUCAACCCAUCGAACACGCUCUGGCCUCUCUAUAACGUUAGGAGGUGGCGCUACGUGCUUCAGCUUCGGAAACUACUUCAAUACCGGUAUCUGGAUUCUGUACGACCGCGAAGCUGGGCUUCCUACGGAUUGGACAACGGUACUAUCGAUAGCAGCGUCGAUGCCUACCACAAAAGAGAAGCCUGCUGCUACAAUUAUGGCCAAUCAAGCAGUCUUCGAGAAUGUCCAACAGACUGAGAUCCAGUCUUCGGAGCAAUUUGCAAACGUGGUCAGGUACAACGAACCAAGAUUGCUCAGUAACUUGGACUUUGGACCAUGUGUGCAGAAGUGGUCGCCGCCCUACCUGCAGGACGCCAUCUCUAGCGAGCGUACCGUUGUUGUUCACGAUGCAUGCAAAUCUCGGAUGAACUUCCAACGGAAAGACUUCACAUACAAGAACAUGUCCUGGAGUCAGUUCCUCACGAGACUAGCUGACGAAGACUCUCAUCUGUACUUACGCUCACUUGCAGCAGCUAAUCCCUCCUCAAUGCCGGCUGAUCUUUGGACAGAUUUUCCAGAGAUUGCAGCUGACUUCGUGGUUCCUACCCCACUUGCAGAUGUGAAAGCAGAUAUACAUUCUUCACCACUGAGAAUAUCUAACGACAUCAAUAUGUGGCUACAUUACGAUGUUAUGGCUAACGUACUAUUCCAAAUCCAUGGGCUGAAGAAGUUGAUAUUGUUCCCACCACAAGAUCUACUAAGGCUUCAGUUCCCUCCUGGCUCUACCACGAGUCAGCUAGAACUGUUCAACAGCACACAACGUGGGAAAGAGUACGACUUCUUCGCCCCGCAAAAUACCAGUCCGAUUGUUGCUAUCCUGAAGCCGGGUGAUGCAUUGUUUAUCCCUCCACUGUGGGCUCACACUGGUGUCUCACUACCUGAUCCUCACUUGCCACAUUCAAAGGUCAACAUGACAGGUCCUUUACCCUCACACCUAUCAGAUGGCACGCAUGGAUCUCAAGGCGACGAUUCCACAAGCGCAGCAUCAAACGGCGAACAACCAGUGACAGAGCCAGCAUUCGCUGGAAAUGAAUUUCUCAAUAUCGCGGUAAACAUGUUCUUCCGCAACCUGCCACAGUCUUCGUACGCAGCAGGUCGCGAUGUGUAUGGCAAUCGAGAUCUCGCAUGCUAUGAAGAUGGUCGAAGGAUGGCAGAAAAGCUAGUCAGCAAGUUCAAGAAUAGCCAUCAGCAGGGGUCGCCCUCGGAACGGCUGACAGGUGCUUCUUUGGACUGGAUUCCAAAAGAUAUUAGGAAGAUAUAUCUGUUGCGGAUAGCACGAGAGAUCGAAGAACAAGCUGAAGCGUUAUAA
This is a messenger RNA of Lithohypha guttulata, 3366 nucleotides long. RefSeq names its product tRNA methyltransferase ppm2 (gene PPM2). Gene Ontology annotation, biological process: tRNA methylation; wybutosine biosynthetic process. Gene Ontology annotation, molecular function: tRNA methyltransferase activity; protein binding. The transcript has 2 exons. Bases 1 to 3366 code for a protein of 1121 amino acids. NCBI's taxonomy places the organism in Eukaryota, Fungi, Ascomycota, Eurotiomycetes, Chaetothyriales, Trichomeriaceae. The record is from RefSeq and is a predicted model, not a curated record.